Oryzias melastigma (Indian medaka) is the source of this 1201-nucleotide messenger RNA. It is a transcript of the gene dnajc8, whose product is annotated as DnaJ (Hsp40) homolog, subfamily C, member 8. Lineage: Eukaryota; Metazoa; Chordata; Actinopteri; Beloniformes; Adrianichthyidae. The record is from RefSeq and is a predicted model, not a curated record. The coding region runs from base 203 to 955 and encodes 250 amino acids. The transcript has 9 exons. Gene Ontology annotation, cellular component: nucleus.
GAAACUGGAUGAAAAUAGCAAUUAACUAAAUAUUUAAAAAUAUAUAUUUUUAUUUUAAAAAAGUCAAUCCAUCCGCCUCUUUUAUAACCUCAUAAGAUAUAGUUCUGUUUUUUGUUUCGUUUUCUGCGCAAAAUCCGAUUUAAAGACAGCGAGGCGGUAGCGGCGGUCACGUGACGCAUACGUCACAGUAGCCAGGGUUAAAAUGGCGGCGGCCGAAGGAGAGAACCCUCACAGUGUGUCAGAUGAAUUAUUUCAGAACUUUUACACGGAGGUCAAACAGAUUGAGAAGAGAGACUCUGUGUUGACGUCAAAGCAGCAGAUCGACAGACUCCUCAGACCCGGAGCCUCCUACUUCAACCUCAACCCCUUCGAGGUGCUGCAGAUCGAUCCAGAGGCAACAGACGAUGAACUAAAGAAGAGGUUCCGAGCAUUGUCCAUAUUAGUCCAUCCUGACAAGAACCAGGAUGAUCCCGAGCGAGCACAGAAGGCGUUUGAAGCUGUGGACAAAGCCUACAAACUGCUACUGGACCCUGAACAGAAGAAAAGAGCUUUAGACGUGAUCGAGGCUGGGAAGGAGUACGUGGAGCAUAUGGUGAAGGAGAAGAAGAAACAGCUGAAGAAAGACGGGAAAUCCCAGGAUGUGGAGGAGGACGACCCUGAAGUGUUCAAGCAGGCCGUUUACAAGCAGACCAUGAAGCUGUUUGCAGAGCUGGAGAUCAAGAGGAAGGAGCGGGAGGCGAAGGAAAUGCACGAACGCAAAAGAGCCCGAGAGGAGGAGAUCGAAGCGGCGGAGAAGGCGAAGCGGGACAGAGAGUGGCAGAAAAACUUUGAGGAAUCCAGGGACGGCCGUGUGGACAGUUGGAGGACCUUCCAGGCCAAAGGCAAGAAGACUAAAGAGAAAAAGAACCGAUCGUUCCUGAAGCCGCCCAAAGUCAAGAUGGAGCAGCGGGAAUGAUGCUGGACUUGAUUGUAACCCCGCCCCCUCCGUUCUGUGUGUUCUGGUGUCGUCGGCCGUCGUGGUCACGCAGCAUGUUGGUCAAACGUCGGCGUCCUCAUCACUAAAGUAGUUUUGUACUUGACCUUGUAUAUAUAUUCCUGUGAAGCAGAUCAUCCCGCCUCCUGGGAGAACCAGGAGCAUCUUCCACUGACGCAAAAUGUUUUUUUUUUUUUUUAUUUGAAUAAAACAUUAUCUUACAAAGUU